GGCUGAGCGGAAGCCGCCGGAGGAAGCUCCGCUGGCCGCGCCGCGCCGCCCUUAGCUUCCAUCGCCUCAGGAGGGAGCGAGGAGGCACCGGAGGCGGCUUCCCUGGGCUCCCCUCGCCGCCGGACCCCCGGGCUGCCCGGGAAAUAUUGUUGGUGUAAGGACGUUGGUGUGAAGACAUCAGAGUGAUAGUUCACUUUGAGCACCAGAACAAACUGCACGAGAGAUGGAGGAGCAGGAGGAAAAAGAGCCAUGGUAUUUCCAGCAAGUGUACGCCAGAUACUGGAAGCACUAUGACUUAGCCAUGCGCUGGAUGCGUAGGCACCAGAAAGCCUACAGGAGAGCCAUGGAGUCCUUUUACCAUCUACCAUGGCCUCCUUCUGCAGCUUCUCCAAGCAGCCGCUACUCAGAUUGGGAUGGGAAUGACCCCCCAUGUACCCACGACUAUUUUUCCAGCUAUAAGCCUCAUGGCAGAGCUCAUCACCAUAGCAGAGCUCAGCAGUAUGCAGGUGCCCACCCAGAAAGGGAGGAUGCUGACAGAGAUUCUGAAAUGGAGGAGGACUCCGAGUCUGAGGGGGAGAUAGAGUAUGACCUGAGUAACAUGGAGAUCACAGAGGAACUUCGCCAGUUUUUUGCCCAGACAGAGAGGCAUCGGGAAGAACUGCGGAGACAGCAGCAGCUGGAAGCUGAGCAACAAGAAAUGUACGUGGAGGCUGAUCAAGACCUGCACAGAAGCACGAGGCGUUCUGUGGAGCCGCCUACAGAAAGACCCGGGGAGAGACGAAUGGUAGAAAUGGAGAAACUGUAUGGUGCUGAAGCUGCCAAAAUCCUAGCGAUGGAGACUGCCAUGCAACUUAUCUUUGAUAGAAAUUGUGACAAAAAACAGCCCAAAUACUGGCCCAUUAUUCCCCUCAAGCUGUGAGUACCUGGAUUGUGCUCUGACCUGGCACUGAGCUGUAGGGAUGGGUGCCUCUGGCUGUGCUGCUGAAAGAAUAAUUUGCAGAUUUUGGUUUUGGAUGGGCUUUAGGGUAGAGGCUAGCAAGGGCACAAUGUUCUUCUGCCCUAUGUUCCUUUUACACCGUCAGUGAUGGUCACAGUCCAUUCUACUUCCGUGCCAUUGCUGACUAGUAAAAGGAAGGGAUAGUAAUAUUCCUGUCUAAAAUCAGAGUUUCACUUACUUGAUUCCAGCCUGUCUUUACCAUACUGUGAGAAGUGUAACAACAUCUAUACUUAGUGAACUGGGAGAACUUAAAAGCAAUGACAAAAAGACUAUACAAAGUAUCAGCUGUUCCCAUUUACAAAUCUGAGUAGUCCCACUUUCUAGUCUUAUUAAAUAUAGUAAGCAUUGGGAUCCAGCUUAACACAGCACAACGAAGUGUUCUGUCUGGUAAUCCUUGAUUUUUAUUUUAUUUUUUUUGAGAACCAGGAGCCCACUGGCCAAGACACAACAUAUCAGAUUACUGUAGUCCAGCCAUCUCAGUUCUUUUUAGGAGGCUUAUAAUGAAGCAGGAAGUUUUUCUUAUACACUGAUACUUGUCUGGCAGGAGUUCAACUCUGAAGCAAAAUUAGGUAGGAAAAUGAAGGGGGUGGGGGAAAGUGGGGGAAAACCUGGUGUGGCCCUGCCUGUUAGAGAUCUGUUUAGCAGAAGAGAUCCUUAGGAGGACAAAGCAUGCUCGGAACCAAUGCCAACAGUGACUUUUGCCAUUCUAAUAAAAAGCAUCUAAUUGGCUUGAAGGUGGAAAGAAGACAUAGUAGCAGCCUGAUAGACUGAGGGUACAUCUGUCCGUGCUCUGCAGAGGUCUGGAAACCAUGUUAGCCCUGAGGGCUACAUUUAUUUUGGGUUUAGCUCUCCAGUGCCCACCUGUGUGUUACAUGAACAAGGCAUAAACAUAUGCAAAUUCAUAAUGUACCUUGGUGUGUGUGCUCACCCAUCUGCAAAGGCUGUUGGGCUCCAGUUCUGUUGCUCUCUCUGCUUUUGUGCAGUUGUGCUUGCCCCACUAAAGCUGAUCUGCCAGACUGAGGCACGCAGCCCGUCUGUGCAAGAGAGGCAGGAUGGACCCCUUAGUACUGGUGAUCCUGUAGAAAAUGGUACCCUGACCACUUCAAAGGACUUUCUCUGAAGCACUGCUGCUACGUAUCAUUGUGUGCUGGAGAGCAGUAGUUUGUAUUAAGCACUGCUACCAUGCCAGGGCAAAGGAACAUUAUGCUGUUUUAAUUCUGACAAACAUUCGUGCACCGCCUUUGCCAUGGAGAAAGUCACAGCUGCAAUUAAUUUUAAUUCAUGCCCCUUGUGUCUGGUGUCUCUUGUAUAGCACGUGUAAUUUGUAAUAUACAGCGGUAGUUGCUGUGCCCUCUGCAGCAGCCAGCUGCACCAAAGCAAGUCUAAGGUGUAGUUGGGAAUCUCUUUGUUUCUACUAGGAGUUAGUAUGUUUUUUUUCAAAUCAGGAUUUUCAGUUCAGUUCCACCUCCUUCACUUUAGAUGUAAAGAGAUCUGAAAAUUUAAAGUCCUGAUCUCGGAGACUUGUUACUGAUGUGAUUGAUUUGAAAAACUGGUGUGUGACAGGAGAGGGAACAGUAGUGUUAUGAAUUACAGUCCUGCAUUUGUCUUCACUCUUGUUUUGUGGUGGGUUCUGUCAGAAAUCUACUGUUCUGUUUGGGCUUCUAUGCUGACCAAAUAAAUUCUCUUAAUAACAA
This is a messenger RNA of Oxyura jamaicensis (ruddy duck), 2691 nucleotides long. RefSeq names its product gem nuclear organelle associated protein 8 (gene GEMIN8). The transcript is spliced from 5 exons. Gene Ontology annotation, biological process: spliceosomal snRNP assembly. The record is from RefSeq and is a predicted model, not a curated record. Lineage: Eukaryota; Metazoa; Chordata; Aves; Anseriformes; Anatidae. Gene Ontology annotation, cellular component: SMN complex. Bases 224 to 919 code for a protein of 231 amino acids.